This is a messenger RNA of Amyelois transitella, 2574 nucleotides long. RefSeq names its product proline-rich protein 11. NCBI's taxonomy places the organism in Eukaryota, Metazoa, Arthropoda, Insecta, Lepidoptera, Pyralidae. Bases 1 to 1494 code for a protein of 497 amino acids. The transcript has 7 exons. The record is from RefSeq and is a predicted model, not a curated record.
AUGUCUAAGACACUCGCACAAAACUUUGAUAAUUCCAUUGAAGUUAUAAGGAAAUGUACAAGAAAUACAAUUGACACAUCGUGGGACCCAUGUAUUCAUGAUUUCUCUGGUGAUAAAAUUGAUGACACUAAUAAAACUCCUCCAUUUGAAAGUAUUAUUAUAUCCGACAGUAUGAGCCUAAAUAAAGACGACAAGACAAAUGUUUCUACUCAAACGGGUAAUGGAAUAAAUGAUAGCCUUAUUGAUGUGUGCCUAUCGUUUACCAAAGACUUUGAGCCUCAAGAGUCAAGUUCUAAUGACCAUUCAGCGCGAUCUUUUGUAAGUAAACGUAACCGAAGCAAUUCAAGUGAUACUGACAACAGGGAGAAAAGGCCCUGGAAGAAGACGAAGUGUAUAGAACGCUGUACACCUAAUACAUCUGACAAUGAACCCCGGCCUUCGCACAGUAAUUCCGUGUCAUCUAGCAUUGUAUCAAGUACUUCUGAAACAUCUUUCAAAUCUGUUAAUAGCAGUCCUAGCUUCAAAGUACGCAAAAGAAGGCUGAAGUCUGAAUCAAAUUUGUUUAAAGAUGCACUUCAAAGAUCUAGAAAUUUUAGUCAACACAGUAAACAUUUUCAAUCUGAUAAUAAUACGACAGGGACCCCAAGAAAGGAAAAGAACCAGCGGCGGUCUAAAUCGAAGUCUUGGAAAUUUGUGGAUCUUUGUACGUGGAUCGGAAGAAAGAGUUACCAAUCUAUCACGGGUUUAUAUUCUGACAUAUUGCGUGAACCUAUUGCUCAGAAAAAUUUUCAACAACAUGUAGAAGAAAUCGGUGAACUGAGAAAAUAUCUGGAAGAAGUGGAUACAAAACACGCUCGUCUCGCUAAAGAAAAUGAAGUGCUACAGGAUCAAAUGAAAUUAUUGAUGGUCAAAAUUGGGGAUUUAGAGGAUAAAAUUAGGCGGCAAGAGCGUCAAACAAAGCCUCUGUGUCCACCACCACCACCUCCUCCGCCGCCUCCUCCCCCUCCCCCACCUCCGCCACCUCCUCCUCCAGCCACGAAAUUAGCUAGAUCGCAUACUAUACCAAGAUGUGGAUCUGCGCCACCUAGGAUAACUGGACCGAGGUUGACUAUCACUCCGCAAGACAUAGCAAAUGUGAAAUUAAGGAAAGCCAAGGACAACCCUGUGCGACCUAAGCCGGUAAUUAAAGACAGCCAAUUGCCUUUGGUGACUCAGCAUAUGUUGUUAACAACACGUGCCAAACUGAGUCGAGCAAAACCAAUUGCGGCUUCCACCCCUAAACAACAGUUGUCUGAUCUGGAAAAAUGUCUUCUACAAGAGACGUCGCUGACGUCGCUAUACCGCCGGCGCGUCGCCCGCAAUUCAUUCCGCAGUGCCGAGGAAUUGCGUCCGCGGCCGUACCCCGCCGCACGCUGCCCUCGCUCUCCUCGAUCUCCUCGAUCACCAAGAUCAAACUCACUGCCCCGGAAAACUAUGAGUUCACCAUUAAAGUGAUACAAUAAUUUGUAAAUUUUCAAAUUGAUGAGUACCGUGAGUCCGUUGGGCGAUAUUGAUGGCGGUAUCCUAUUACUGCAAUAUAUGUAUAUCCAGGUAAAAUAAAUAAGUAUUUGAGGGUUUCUUCAAAGAAGACAUUUUCGCGCGCCGGGAUUUUACGCGUAGGUACUUACACUACUAUACCGGGUGCUGAAAGGUUUUACAUUAGGUAUGUUCAACUUCAAGUAAAAUAAAAUAAUUUUAACACUGUUCGGACGCAAUUUUCCACCGAAACUAAUUUCAGCGGGUUAUUUAAAAAUGUAAAAGACGUUAAAAAGAUUACAUGUGAAAAAGCCCCAGAAGAAAAAACUGUUGGAUUCAAUGUUUUUUCUAAUUAAACCACUGUUUGAGAGGAAUUAAUUAGAAUAAAUUAUACUUUUAAUUGUUGUUUUUACUUUAACAUUGUAUUGUUUUAUACAUUUAGUAAAAAUCUUAGAAUAGGCAGCUAUACCUAUGGUAACUAAUAAUUAUACAUAUGUUCAUUUUUAUUUUGAAUUACAUAUAUUAAUUUACAUUUAACUUUGUAAAAUAUGACAAACCAGUUUCACUGCAUGAUGGGUUUGAAUGUUUUCCAAACAAAAAUAUAAAACAACUACAAAAAGAACCAUAAUUUAGUAGGUAACUAAUGCAAGUAGUUCUGAGCAUACCAAUAUAUUAAUAAUGAAGAUAAUACACGUAUGAAAUUUUUUUAUUGAUAACUUAUAUAAUUUCUUCAAUAAUGUUAUUGAAAAUUAUAUAGUUACUUAAAUGUCUAUAAAAUUUUCUUCUGAGCUAUUUUUUAACCGGUGCCCGGCGAGUAACUGGGAACGCAAAAAUUAGGGAGAAUAUAGAAGAAAUGGACUGAUAUGCCUUGUCAUUAUUAUGAUUGAUAUUACGGCAUAUUAAACUAAAUCAACUAAUCUACCUAUAUCAAGUUAAUAAAUAACAUUAAAUUAACAUCAGAGUCCUGAAUACCUAGCAUUGUAUAUUAUUUUAUUUAUAAUAUAGACUAUCAUAAUAAUGUUGUCUUUAAUUACAUAAAGUAAAAAUUUUAAAUUUGAU